Penaeus chinensis is the source of this 540-nucleotide messenger RNA. RefSeq names its product glycine-rich cell wall structural protein-like. The transcript has 2 exons. The record is from RefSeq and is a predicted model, not a curated record. Bases 32 to 502 code for a protein of 156 amino acids. Lineage: Eukaryota; Metazoa; Arthropoda; Malacostraca; Decapoda; Penaeidae.
UCUUCGUCUGCAACAGCAAAGGAAAAUCACAAUGGCUCUGAGUGCUCUGAUGAAGUCAGCCGUAGUGCUGGGAGUGAUGUACGGAGCUGUGGCUGACGGAGGCUACGGCUCUCACGGAGGAGGCUUUGGAGGCGGUGUUUCCGGAGGCGUAGGAGGAGGCUUCGGAGGAGGAAGCCACGGCGGCUUUGGAGGAGGCCUCGGUGGAGGCAGCUUCAUCGGAGGAGGCGGAGGCCACGGCGGCUACGGCGGAGGCGUUGGCGGCGGCAGCGUCGUCCCAGCACGUCUGGUCGGAGUCGGCGUCCUCCCCUCGGUCGGAGGCGGCUAUGGCGGCGGUGCCGUCGGAGGCCACGGCGGAGGCGCUGGAGGCUUCAUCGGAGGCGGCAGCAGUGUAGGAGGUUCCUUCGGAGGUGGAUUCGGAAACUCCGUCGGAGGCGGUGUGGGAGGCGGAUUCGGAAGCCACGGGUCUUCCGGACACGUCAGCGGAGGAUACGGCGGGAAAUAAAGAUUUAAUUAAUGCAAGAAUAAAUGUUUUAUAAUAUA